UUUCAAUGUCUUUACUCCCUCACCCACAUCACACACCAAAAAAAAAAAACAAAGAGAGAAUCUGGGAACUUUAAAACCAUCUCAAAAGGCACAGUAUCAGACCACAACAACAAAAGCAAAGCAUCUUCUUUUGCCUCCGCUUUCCUUCUCUAUCUCCCAAAAACCCUUCCCAGCAAACAAAAAAAAAAACAGUAACAGAAAAUCGCAGUCGCCAACAACCCCAAACCCCUCUCCUUUUAUUACAAGAAGCAGAGAAACCCAAGUGCGCAACGUGACAAUUUCAGACCACGUACCAUGAAUGAAUCUGACGAGUACCCAAAAGAGCAUUACGGAGGCCAAACAUCCAUGUCGUCCUCAUCAACCACAAGCGUCCACGUCACCGCCCUGGACGGUCUGGUCAACGUCAACUCCCUCUUCACCAUCGCGGUCUUCGUGGGCCUGUCCCUGACCGUACCGGGACAAAAGAGCCUCGAGAACCGGACAGCCUGCGACGCCGGCAAUGACGUGGCGAAGAAGCUUCUGGUGUUCGAGGUUGUCUCCUUCAGCUUCUUCCUCUUCUCGUCCCUGGUCGCCCAGGGCCUCAAGCUCGCCAUCAACUUGCUUAACAGCAAGGAAGUCGACGAGGCCUUCCGGGCCCACAUCAACAUCAAGGUGCUGAGGUUCGGGAUGUUGGGGUCGGCCUUCGGAUCCGUCAUGGGUUGCGUCUUUCUCAUGUUGUCGAUGGUCAAUGUGAUCCAGAUCCGGUUGGGGAUGUUGUCCUGUGGGAGCAAAUCUGCUGUCCACUCUGUUGCGGCUCUUAUCGUUUUGGUCUCUUCGGCGCUCUUGGUCUAUCUCUCUACUGCUAUCUAUGCUUUUCUUCACUAGCAAAACCCCAGUUUCUUGUUCAAUUCUCAUAAAUUUGUAUACCCAGUUCAGGGUUUAUGGGUUCUUGGUUCUACAUACUUUGGAUUGGUCAGACCAAACAGAGUACUAUUCUGUGCCCCUUUUUUUUUUCUUUUUUUUUUUGAGUGUAGAACACUAUUCGUGCUAUUAUUUUCUGGGGCAGAAGUACUACAACUUGCAAGAAGGCAUUACGCUCAAGGCAGAAAACCUAGAAGCAAAGAAAUAAGUUGUCUACACGUAAAUCUAUCUAUGGAAGAGCCAAGAGGAUAAGAGCAACAGCAAUGGGAUUGUGAAGCUGAGGCGUGAUGGCAUCGAGGGUCAGGGAUGGUGUGCUCCAACAUAUUUGGAACCCGAAUUUGUGCCCUCUGGAUUCUCCGGCACCUUAAUUGGCUAGAGAACAAUUUUGACCGGGCAUUCAGUGAGAAUAAGCGACUAGCAUUUUCCUUGAAGUAUUUUGGAAUGUUGUAUGAUUUGUAUUCAGGACCCGUGUUUAUAAAAUAAAAAUUUAGA
Messenger RNA from Rosa chinensis, 1392 nucleotides. RefSeq lists its product as uncharacterized. NCBI's taxonomy places the organism in Eukaryota, Viridiplantae, Streptophyta, Magnoliopsida, Rosales, Rosaceae. Bases 295 to 864 code for a protein of 189 amino acids. The transcript has 2 exons. The record is from RefSeq and is a predicted model, not a curated record.